UCCUCUAAUAUCGGAUGUUGCUCACACAAAUCUCAGGGGACUACAGCAGCCUGAUUAUUCUAGAAAAGGAAGCCCAUCUUGAAGGACCACGAGACUGAUUUGGAUUACAUCUUUGGUUCUUGUCAAUGAGGGAAUUUUGAAUUAAAUGUUUUACCGAGAAAUUAGCUGAUAGCUCAGAUUACUAGCAUGAACCACCAGCUUUGCUUAUCAAAACCAAAAUGAUGAUUUUUUAGUGCAUUAAGGAGCCUUCACUUUGACCGGCAGUUGAAUGGCGCGGUGCUUCUGUCGCUGGUGUAACGUGCUAUUCUGUCUAUGCACGCCGUGCAUCUGCCUGGCCCUGCUGUUCAUCUACAUUUCUGUCAUGGUGUGUAUGUCCAUGAAUGGCGGGGCACAGAAAAGCUUGGAAACUCUUCACUUUGUGGCCUCAGGAACCUGCAAGAACAAGAGCUUUGCAUCACACCCUAAAGCUUUCUGGGAGGUCACCCCGGACAGAGAUGCCUUCUGGAACCAGCUCCAGCUGGCCAUCGACCGUCAUUUCAACCCCAUCCUACACCAAAACAACACCAAAAGGAGAUCUGAAAAUAGUAACAUUCAUGAAUCCCCAUUGAGGCAAAGUUACUCAGAAGUUACCAACCUGGACAGCACAAAGAGAAACUUUGACGAGCUACCACAGGAGAUGCAAGACUUUGUGAGGCACAUGCAAAGGAGGGACUACCCAACCCUCAUCCAGCCAGAUGGAGUAUGUGGAGCUGGGGCAAAGGAUGAGAAGGAGCCCGUUAUGCUUCUCCUGGCCAUCAAGACAACAAAGCUGAAUUUCCAGAACCGACAGGCCAUUCGGCAGACCUGGGGUCAGGCGGGAUGGGUAGCAGGAAAGAUGAGCAACAGCAAUGGAGGAGAAGAAGCAGGAGGUUAUGUCCGCAGGGUGUUCCUGCUAGGCAAAGAAGAAUCUCAGGAGCUGGAUGAGGCUUUACUUCAGUUACUGCAGAUCGAGAGUAACCUUUAUGAAGACAUUCUGCAGUGGGACUUCAAUGACACGUUUUUCAACCUCACCUUGAAAGAUGUGUUGUUCUGGAGCUGGUUCUCACACUUCUGCAGUCAAACUCGCUUCGUCUUUAAGGGGGACGACGAUGUCUUUCUCAACACCCCGAAAAUGAUAAACUACCUCCAGGACCAGCUAAAGAAGCCACAAGCACACAAGACCAUAAAAGACUUCAUGGUGGGAGAUGUCAUAGAUGUAGCCAUACCCAUCCGAGUCAACAACUCCAAGUACUUCAUCCCAGACAGCUUCUACAAGGGCUUCUAUCCUCCAUAUGCAGGGGGUGGAGGGGUGGUGUACUCAGGCCUGUUGAUCAAACGUCUACACUACAUUUCUAAAAGGGUUCACAUGUUCCCCAUUGACGACGUUUUUGUUGGGAUGUGUAUGAUUCGGCUUAAUGCUUAUCCUGUCCACCACCCUGCCUUCCUCACGUUUGACUUUCCGGAAAAGGAAGGGGAGGAGCUGUGUGCGUACCACACAAUCCUAUUGGUACACAAACGAAGCCCCACCGAGGUUGUUAGACUUUGGACGGACAUGAAAAAGACACAGACACAGUGUUGGGAUGUGCCCCUGAGAGCUGCUGACAAGAACAAAAUCAAACAAACACUAUAAGUGGAUUAUCCCCUGGCCAUUUUUUUUAGCAAAGUUAGUUGAAGAAUGUUGCCACUAUAGUCUGAUAGUAAACAUUUUGGUGAACUUUGGUCAGAAAUAUGAAGAGGUAAAACUGUGGGAACUAGCGUCUGUUUUUAGUUAUUCCAGUUAUCCAUGUUCUGCUGUUAUAUUUAAUUAUACUAAAUUAAACAUGCCAACAGCAUAUAAGCACAUCAUUUCUAAACCAGUGUUUUUGCACAUUUUACAUACAUGUUUUUUUUUACUUCUAUUAAGGCUAUAUUAUAUAGAUAUUACAUAUAAUCAGACAUGGAUGUUAACUGCAACUUGACAGGUUGGAGGAGGCAUAAUUCUUGUUGCUCAUGAAUUCAACUUUUAGUUUGUUAAAGGAACAAUGUGUUCGUUCUACCCUCAAAUUACCUCUAUUUAAGUAUUUAAAAUGUAUUAUCAAAGCAAAGGUGUUAUUUAGGUGUUAAUAUGAGAUUGAGUUUACAGUGGUUGAGCCAGUUUUGCAGUACUGGAAACUGGAAAGGUCACCAAUCAGUACACUUACAUAACCUGAAUUAGGUGCUGUGCUGAUGUCAAUCAGCUUCCAGUGAUGUGAAAAGUUGGGUUCCACCUCAAUUAGGUUGCUUAAGAAAACUGUCUGUGAUGAAUGUGUAAAAUACACUCUUAUACAUUCCUGUAAAUUUGUUAAUUUUUUUUUCAUAUCCCAAUAAACUUUCAACACGUCCUGUUUUA
This is a messenger RNA of Micropterus salmoides (largemouth bass), 2386 nucleotides long. RefSeq names its product N-acetyllactosaminide beta-1,3-N-acetylglucosaminyltransferase 2. The record is from RefSeq and is a predicted model, not a curated record. Gene Ontology annotation, molecular function: hexosyltransferase activity. Bases 269 to 1648 code for a protein of 459 amino acids. The transcript is spliced from 2 exons. Gene Ontology annotation, cellular component: membrane. Lineage: Eukaryota; Metazoa; Chordata; Actinopteri; Centrarchiformes; Centrarchidae.